Molecule: messenger RNA, 1308 nt
Organism: Cricetulus griseus (Chinese hamster)
Lineage: Eukaryota; Metazoa; Chordata; Mammalia; Rodentia; Cricetidae
Source: RefSeq, a predicted model, not a curated record
GUGCCGGAUUCAGGCGUGGCUUUGAAGAGCUUCGGGUUUCACGGGUGACUUUCCAGAGGAGCUGCCGGUUUCAGGGGUGACUUUCAAGAGGAGCUCCCAGCUUCAGGAGUGGCUUUGAAGAGGAACUGCCGCCAGCGUUUCUGUGUGCUGUGCUGUGAUUGCUGCUACAGACAGCUGAGCGGAGAGCAUGGGCAAGCUGGGAAACCACAGUAUGAGAAUGAGAUCCUUUUAGUUGUCAAAACUGUGUUCUACAAAGGUAAACAUCAGAAAGCCUCCAGUGAAUCUCUCCAGUUUUGGUAUAAUAGUCCUCCUUGCUCAACCCAUUUGCUGUUAUUGGCAAAGAAGAGAACCAGAGUAUACAGGAUGGAUGCUGGUCAGUGAUUUCUUGGAGUUUGAUUUUGAUUAGAAUCUUGUCAUUCUUGUUUAAGGGACCAUAAUGCAGUGACCUAUGAUGAUGUACAUAUUGACUUCACUUGGGAAGAAUGGACUUUAAUGGAUCCUUCUCAGAAGAAACUCUAUGAGGAUGUGAUGCUAGAGACCUACAGGAACCUUGCUACUAUAGGAUACAGUUGGGAAGACUGUCAUGUUGAAGAAUAUUAUCAAAGUUCUAGAAGAUAUGAAAGGAAUGAAAGAAGUCAAACUGGAGAGAAACCUUCUUUAUAUACUCAGUGUGUAAAAGCCUUCACAUAUGACACCUAUCUUCAAAGGCAUGAAAGAACUCAUACUGGAGAGAAACCCUAUGAAUGUAAUCAGUGUGGUAAAGCCUUUGCACAACGUGGUCACAUGCAAAGGCAUGAAAGGACACAUAGUGGAGAGAAACCCUAUGAAUGUAAUCAAUGUGGUAAAGCCUUUACACGUGCUAGUCAUCUACAAACGCAUGAAGCAACACACACUGGAGAAAAACCGUAUGAAUGUAAUCAGUGUGGUAAAGCCUUUGCACAACGCAGUCAUCUGCAAAUGCAUGAAAGAACACAUACUAGUGAGAAACCCUAUGAAUGUAAUCAGUGUGGUAAAGCCUUUGCACAUCGCAGUAGUCUGCAAAUGCAUGAAAUGACACAUGCUGAAGAGAAACCCUAUGAAUGUAAUCAGUGUGGUAAAGCCUUUGCAUGUUACAUUACUCUUCAAAGGCAUGGAAGAACACAUACUGGAGUUUCAGGAGCUAGGAAAAUUCCAUUACGAAAUUUCCAGCAGUUCCAGUAACUGGGAGAUCUGUCUGCUUUGAAUAGGGGAUGCUAACAGAUUUGCUGUUGAAUAGCCUGGCCUCAGUGGGGAAUGUCCCCUAGUUUGCAUCUCUACAGAACUAAGCAU